Molecule: messenger RNA, 390 nt
Organism: Penicillium griseofulvum
Lineage: Eukaryota; Fungi; Ascomycota; Eurotiomycetes; Eurotiales; Aspergillaceae
Exons: 8
Coding region: 1-390 (129 amino acids)
Source: RefSeq, a predicted model, not a curated record
AUGGCUGGAUGCCAGCCUCCACCACCACCUCCCAAUAAGAAGCGCAAGGCCCGUCGUGGCAGUAAGGGAAACUUGGCCAACAGAAAGGCCAAGAAAGCUGCGAGGAAGGCCGCGAAACAAGCUCUCCUCGCGAAACAAGCUCUCCUGAAGGGGGUAGAGACACCGGCCUCUGGCGGAGGGGUCGACCCCCCCGCUCCCCUCGACAACACCUCCACCACGGCUGAAGAAAAAGAGCUCCACAAGGAGGCAGAGGCUUCGGCUUCUAGCCGGAAGGGCCCUGCACCCGAUACCACCAAGGACCUCCCAAAGGAGGCAGAGACCGCGUCUUCCGGCAACGAAGGCUUGCCCCCCGCCCCUCCGGUAGGCCUCGCCAUUCUUCUCAUCCUUUAA